Molecule: messenger RNA, 300 nt
Organism: Physcomitrium patens
Lineage: Eukaryota; Viridiplantae; Streptophyta; Bryopsida; Funariales; Funariaceae
Source: the annotation of a RefSeq genome assembly
AUGUCAAAUCAAAUUAUACGAGAUCAUACACGUAGAUUACUUGUGGCUAAAUAUGAAUUAGAGCGAAUGCAAUGUAAAGCAAUUUCUCGACAUAAAAACCUCCCUAAUCAAAUACGUUAUGAAUAUUUUUUAAAGUCGUCUAAGUUGCCAAGAAAUAGUUCCAGAACACGAGUAAGAAACCGAUGUAUUUUCACGGGUCGCCCUCGUUCGGUAUAUAAGUUAUUUCGCGUUUCUCGUAUAGUUUUUCGUGAAUUAGCAUCUAAAGGUUCUUUAAUAGGCAUAAACAAAUCGUGUUGGUAG